Messenger RNA from Arachis duranensis, 1268 nucleotides. RefSeq names its product nicotinate N-methyltransferase 1. Gene Ontology annotation, biological process: methylation. Bases 55 to 1128 code for a protein of 357 amino acids. The transcript has 4 exons. Gene Ontology annotation, molecular function: O-methyltransferase activity; S-adenosylmethionine-dependent methyltransferase activity. NCBI's taxonomy places the organism in Eukaryota, Viridiplantae, Streptophyta, Magnoliopsida, Fabales, Fabaceae. The record is from RefSeq and is a predicted model, not a curated record.
GUACCCAAAAAGAAAAACAAACGAAAAAAAAGGGAGAGAGAAAGAGAAAGAGUGAUGGAGGAUGAGUCCAGCGAGAACAGGAAACAAGCGAGGCUCACGAUUCUUGAGCUCGCAAACAUGAUAAGUGUUCCGAUGUCGCUGAACGCCGUCGUACGGCUCAACGUCGCCGACGCCAUCUGGCAGGGCGGCGCCAACAAUCCCCUUUCCGCCAUCGAGAUCCUGAAGCGAGUCCUCCCCGCCGGCAACGGCGACGCCGAGAACCUCCAGCGCGUGCUCCGCAUGCUAGCCAGCUACGGCGUCUUCAAUGAGCAUACGCCUUCCGGCGCCGGUGGAGAAAGGAAGUACUCGCUAACCGAUGUAGGCAAAACGCUUGUGACGGAUUCGGAAGGGUUAUCUUUUGCGCCGUAUGUACUGCAGCACCACCAGGAUGCGUUGAUGAGAGCAUGGCCGUUGGUGCACGAGGCAGUGCUCGAUCCUUCAAAGGAGCCCUUCGAGAGGGCCAAUGGAGAGGCAGCAUACAGUUACUACCUCAAACAAGGGGAUAUGAAUGAGCUCAUGGUCAAGGCCAUGUCUGGGGUCUCAGUGCCUUUCAUGAGGGCCAUGCUUCAGGCCUACGACGGCUUCCGCGGAGUCGAGAGGCUUGUGGAUGUUGGUGGCAGCGGCGGCGACUGCCUCCGGAUGAUCCUCCAGAAACACCCCAAUGUCAAGGAAGGCAUCAACUUUGACCUGCCUCAAGUGGUGGCCAAAGCAUCACAAAUUCCAGGUGUAACCCAUGUGGGCGGUGAUAUGUUCAAAUCCAUUCCUCAAGGUGAUGCGAUCUUCAUGAAGUGGGUGCUUACAACAUGGACAGACGAUGAGAUCAAGAAGAUAAUGCAAAACUGCUACAACUCACUCCCAGAAGGAGGGAAGCUUAUUGCCUGCGAGCCGGUGCUGCCGGAGAACUCCGACGACAGCCACCGGACAAGGGCAUUGCUUGAAGGCGACAUAUUUGUCAUGACGAUAUACAGAGCCAAAGGGAAGCACAGGACUGAAGAACAGUUCAGGCAGCUUGCAGUUUCUGUAGGCUUCCCCAGUUUCAAGGCAUUCCAUGUUGACCACUUCUACACCGUGCUUGAGUUUAAGAAAUGAAAAAGCUUAAUUGAUUCGCAGUGGUUUUUAUGGGGAGCUUGUUAGUGAUGAUUAUUCUACCAUGGAAUUCGGAUACUAUUUAUUUUGGUAAAAUUGACCUAUAUACAGUAAGCCAUCCGUAUGAAAUAUUUUUCAAACCA